Messenger RNA from Xenia sp. Carnegie-2017, 1022 nucleotides. RefSeq names its product T-cell leukemia homeobox protein 3-like. Lineage: Eukaryota; Metazoa; Cnidaria; Anthozoa; Malacalcyonacea; Xeniidae. The transcript has 2 exons. The record is from RefSeq and is a predicted model, not a curated record. The coding region runs from base 209 to 766 and encodes 185 amino acids. Gene Ontology annotation, biological process: regulation of transcription by RNA polymerase II; cell differentiation. Gene Ontology annotation, cellular component: nucleus. Gene Ontology annotation, molecular function: DNA-binding transcription factor activity, RNA polymerase II-specific; RNA polymerase II cis-regulatory region sequence-specific DNA binding.
GUCACAAGUACAUGCUUUCGUAAUUGGAUUUAUCACAAAGAAGUCGCAAUCAGUUUAAAACUAUACAGAUCUUCAGGCUCUAUCUACAUUCGCUGUGAGAAGAUACAAUUGCCUCCGUGCAUAAUUUCUCAUUGACAGAAACGCUGCCCUUGUCAAUAUUUUCACUCUUCGUUUCAAGUUCAGUAAAAAUCAACAUAUACAUCGUAAAAUGUCUUAUACAAAUUUCUCGAUAGCGGUUCUUAUGGGAGAAAUUGACAAAAAGCCAGAAGAAAGAUCCUUUACAACCAACAACAGAAGAUCACUGAAAAUCAAAGAUAACAAACUCGCCCUUCAUACAGAAGGUAAAGAAGUCUUGACUUCAAAUGCACGUGUAGCAGCGAAAGACAACGAUGGCCUUCGCGGAAAACGUGACAUAGACGACGAGUGCAUGGAGUCAACACAACGGAAACGUACGAGUUUUUCCCGCCUUCAACAACGUAUGCUAGAGGCUAGAUUUCAACGGUCCCCUUAUCUCACCAUCCAGGAGCGCAACACCUUGGCGAACUUCUUGGAGUUGAAUUCGAGACAAGUUAAGGUUUGGUUUCAGAACAGAAGAAAUAAAUGGAAGCGAGAGAAUCGUGGUCAGCUUUUGCUUCAACCUUCAAUGGAAAUGUUUCAAUACGCUAGCAAGACAACGACAUCGCCACCAUAUUUGAUAGACAAUUAUUUUUCUUGUGCUUCCAUUCAGAAUCCAUUUACGCAUCUCUAUUACAACAAUCAUGAAUAGAAAAUUACUCAAAGCCACAGUGAGAUGAAUUGGGAUCUUCAUUGACCAAUUUUCAAUUAUACUCCAACAUGAUUUUCUCAGGUGCGGGUUUAUUUGUGCCUCUCUUUUAGUUAUAAAAUCUUCUCAUUGUCCAACAAGCUUAUUGAACUUAUUUUAGGAGCCGUGUUAUCAACAAACAUUCAUUGUCUAGUUUGUAAAAUAUGAAAUAAAAGUGAGCAUUUUCAUGUGAGAAAUUAAAAGGCAACAUGAAUGACAA